UGAUUUUAAUUCUCUGCUUUAGGAUUUUACUGAUGUUGAGGUGAAUGAAUUUCUUAGCAUUUAUGAAGAGAUACAGAAAGAAAUAAUAGAAGAAAAGAUGUUGUUGGAGAAAGAGUAUGCUCAAAAUGAAGAACUACGAUCUUUGGAAUCUGCAGUUAACUGGUUGGAAAAAGAGGAAGUUAUUUGCCCAAUUUGCAAAAAAUGUCCCUUACAUCAAUUGCAUUCAGUGAUUUUUUGCCAGUGUGGGCUGGAAAUAGAUACUAAACAAGAUGGACUCACACUCCUAAACCUGAAAGAAGAACUUUAUAGAGGACUAGAAACUCAUGAUAAAUCAUGCUCUGUUAUUCCUACAUUUUUACUUCUGCAAUAUUGUGAUGUCAAGAACCUUACAAUUACGUGUGAGGUGUGUAAUUUUAUGUAUAUAGUCAUUUGAUGGACAAAUGUGCUCGAUUUAAGGUGCAAAUUAAAUAUUAGUUUGAUAUUUUUCUUUGAUGUAUAUUUUAUAUUUUAAUAUUACUUUGCUUUAAUUUGUCUUUUUUGAAAGCAAGUAAUAUUAUUUGAUAUGUAAAUGUAAAGAUUGCUACUGCCAAACAUUCAUUGUGAUUUUUUAAACAAUUACACUGCAAGAAAAUAUGCAUUUUACUGUUGUUCUUUAAUGUAUUUCAAGGAUAUAUGAUUCAGAAUACAUAGUUAAACAUUCCCCUUGAGUAGUGGCAUAACCAUCUUUAUCUGGUCAUGAAAUUUUUUUGUCUCUUGGUAUAUAUUAGUGUAUAAUUUAAAAUAUUUUGUUUUCUUACUCUACUUAAUGACUUAAAUAUCAUGUUAAUGAAUGGAAAUUUAUGAAAAUGUAGACUAAAAUAAGUAAUUAUACAAAUUUAGCUACUAAAUGCUGUUUUAGUUUAAGUCUUCAUGAGCAGAUCCAAAAACCUGUGACACUCAGAUGGUUGAAUAAUGCAAAUUUAAACAGCAUGUAUCUGUUAAUAUGCAGAUGUUCAAUAAAUAUAUUGGAAAUUAUUUUGGAAAUUUGGAGACAAUAACUUGGUUAUAAAUGAAUGUAGAUAGUAGUGCAUUUAUCAUUUUCUGUUGUAGAAUAAAUACUAGCCUCUAAUUUCAAGAUUCGCCCGACUGUUAUUGUGUAAACAUUUGCAGAUAUCACAUGGUGCCAUUCAUAGUGAUAGAAAUUCAAAGCAAUAUAAGAUAAAUCACAUUUGUAAAAUUAAUUGUAGUAUAUUCUGCACUAUUAUAAUUCUAUUCUGGUGCUUCACUUACAUUGCUGCUACUGCAGUGAACCUGAGUGUUGUAUCUAUCUAAAAACUCAUCAUCUCAUUGUGAACAACUUCAUGGAUCUAUAAGUAAAAUAUGGAUUCUCUCCAUGAAUCCAGCAAGUGGAAUAUUACACAAAAAUGUGAUCUUUUGUGGUACCAAUGAAGCUAAGUGCAGUAUUUGCAAGCCUUAAAUAACAUGUCCCAUAUGAAGUGCCACCUGUUUUGAUAGAAUUGUGCCCAAGAAAAGAAAAGUAAUAUAUAAAAAGAAAGUUGAAUAGCUGGCUGGAUAUGCAUUGCAGAUUUUUUAUUACAUAUAUGUUUCCAUUACUGUAUUAUGAAUAUGAUUGUAAUGCUGUAUGCCAGAAAAUUAUAUGUAUUUUAUUCAUUAGAGCAUAUAUUUGGUAAGUAAUACUAUCUAUUACAAUUAUCAUAAAGCAACAAUACUGCCAGUGCUUUGUUACUAAUUCACAAACCUUUGUAAAUAAAAAAAAUUAUAUGUUAACUUUUAAUUUUUUAUUGCUAAUGUUAGUCAUGUGUAUAGUAUCUACUGUAUUUUGUAUCGUAGUGUAAUAGAUAUUAAAAAUUAUUCAUCUUAUAAGCAAACAUUGUAAACUUAUGAUAUCAAUAAACACAGUAUGCUAUUAUA
Molecule: messenger RNA, 1911 nt
Organism: Stegodyphus dumicola
Lineage: Eukaryota; Metazoa; Arthropoda; Arachnida; Araneae; Eresidae
Product: RPA-interacting protein A-like
Biological process (GO): protein import into nucleus
Cellular component (GO): nucleus
Source: RefSeq, a predicted model, not a curated record